AUGGAACCAUCCAUGAUCCGGUCGAAAAUUCCAUUCUUCACGUUUCUGGUUGGCGUCCUUCCCGAAUCCUCUUCCGAACAUUUCGAAUGCAUCGCCGACUCGCCGCCGACUCCUCGGGACCGUCUUGAAGACUCGGACCCGAAGAGUGACGCCAAGCGCCGAUCUUUUUCGCGAGCAUGGGUUGUUCGUGCUACGGUGAAAUGCUGUUCACUAUUCACGGCGGGAUUGGCGAGAUGUGGCAAGCCUAGCCCGAAAGCACGCAAUAAUGGCAUGGCGGUGAUUUGUCACUCAGAAAAGGUCGCCGGUAUCUCCAUGUCCAGAUUCCCGCCUGCGUAUCGAGAAUGCCGUCGGUACUUACUCGGGACUCAUUUCGCGUUGGUACAUACAUAUGGAGUAGGAGCGUUGGCGUUCGAAUGUCGCACCUCUGAUCGAAAGGAAUUGAUCACUUUCUAUCUUGUCCCCCGAUCAUUCCGCGUGGGUCACGGCGUGUCUUCCACCCUACGAAUGUUCGACGAUUCCUCCAACGUGCGCGAAGAGGCGGCUUCUUCCACGCCUUUGGGGCAUUUGCGUGUGCCGUAUCUUGGCCAGAGGAUAUCUGCCAGACUAGUGUGGUGGGUGAAGACUACUCUCCGCGGGGCAGCCGGACGUACGCCAUAG
This is a messenger RNA of Fimicolochytrium jonesii, 657 nucleotides long. RefSeq lists its product as uncharacterized. Bases 1 to 657 code for a protein of 218 amino acids. NCBI's taxonomy places the organism in Eukaryota, Fungi, Chytridiomycota, Chytridiomycetes, Spizellomycetales, Powellomycetaceae. The transcript is spliced from 2 exons. The record is from RefSeq and is a predicted model, not a curated record.